Messenger RNA from Telopea speciosissima, 725 nucleotides. Its product is annotated as WEB family protein At5g55860-like. The record is from RefSeq and is a predicted model, not a curated record. Bases 26 to 637 code for a protein of 203 amino acids. NCBI's taxonomy places the organism in Eukaryota, Viridiplantae, Streptophyta, Magnoliopsida, Proteales, Proteaceae. The transcript has a single exon.
UCUGAUCUGGAUUCUGUAAGAAAUUAUGACUUCAGAGCUUGAUGGUGCUAAAGAGGCAUUGCAAAAAGUGGCAGAAGAAGAAAGCACUCUUAGGAGCUUGGUGGAGUCCCUUAAGGUGGAGCUGGAAGUAGUGAAGAAGGAACAUUCUGAUCUGAAAGAGAAGGAAGCAGAAACCGAAUCUAUUGCUGGGAACUCGCUUGUCAAGCUCCAGAAAAGUAAGGGUGAGCUUGAAGCAGCCCUUACUGAAGAAUCUAAAUUCAAAGAUGCUUCUGAUAAGCAGAUCUCUACCCUCCAACAGCUAUCCUCAGAAACUGAAAAUGCAAGAAAGGAGGCAGAAGAAAUGAAGAGAAAUGUUGAAGAGCGGAAGAAAGAAGCCGAAGCCACCUGGGUUGCCCUGGAAGGAGCAGAAACGACACUACAGAUUGCACUGAAAGAGGCAGAAGAAGCAAAGACAACAGAGGCAAUGGCACUUGAUCAGAUUAAGUUAUUGUCUGAAAGAACAAAUGCAACUCGAGCUUCAACAUCAGAAUCUGGUGCAAUGAUCACAAUCUCAGGAGAGGAAUUUGAGUCUUUGAGCUGGAAAGUUGAGGAAUCUGAUAAAUUAGCUGAAAUGAAAGUAGCUGCCGCAAUGGCUUAGGUGGAAGCAGUAAAGGCUGGUGAGAAUGAAGCACUAAAGAGGUUGGAGGCAGGCCAGAAGGAGAUUGAGGAGAUGAAGGCUGCAACGG